GUCGUGUCGGAGGAGGUGGUGGGGGCGGAGAAAUGGCCCAUAGCAACAAACCUCAGAACAUUCAGUUCUUAGCAGCAGUCACUUGCAGAUCCGCCGGACAUACAGCUACUGUAUACUAACAAUUCUUCUCGUAUAAGAAGCGGGGUUUUUCUUCCCCUCACAUACAUCGCAUUUAUUUCAUUUCAUUUCUAUUCUAUUUCAGUUUUUUUGUUGUUUUUUUUUUUUUUUUGGGUAGUAGGGAGGUUCCUGAGGAGAUUCCCGGAUAUCUUUGGAGCGACAUGAGUUGUCUCUCUUCACUGCUACAACUCUGAGGACUAUAUAUAUAUUUACACGUUAGUUAGCUGCUUAGCUAACCAACCUUAAAACAGUUUGAGGUUGAACCUACGAAGCUGUUUAAGACGAAAAUGGGCUCAACAAAACCAGCUGGUGUGAUAGCAUACAUCUGCUCUUCCGGCUCUGCCUCCAGCUCCAAAUCCUGCUUGAAUGACUGCUCCAGUGUCCACUCACAGUCCUCAUCCCCUCCCCCUUCAGCAGCACUGAGCCUGAAGAUGGAAAUGCCCAGUGCCAGGCCUCUCAGUGUCCCUAAACCCCCCAACUCUCGCAUGCCUGUGUCGGAGAAGAGCGCAACCAAGAGCAGCAUCACGAAGCUGAACGGCAUGGUGCUGCUGUGUAAAGUGUGUGGCGACGUGGCUUCAGGAUUUCAUUACGGCGUUCACGCUUGUGAAGGUUGCAAGGGCUUUUUCCGGAGGAGCAUUCAGCAGAAUAUCCAGUAUAAGAAGUGCAUGAAGUCGGAGAACUGCACCAUCAUGCGCAUAAACCGAAACCGCUGCCAGCAGUGCCGAUUCAAGAAAUGCCUAGCAGUGGGGAUGUCACGGGACGCCGUGCGGUUUGGACGCAUUCCAAAGCGGGAGAAGCAGCGCAUGCUCCUGGAAAUGCAGAACGCUAUGAACAGCGUGAUGACCGGCGCCCAGCUGCACCAGGUGCUCCGAGAGUCCAGCUCCUGCUCUCCCUCGUCUUCCUCUUCCUCUCCCUCACCCCCGUCCUCACCGCAGUGCUGUCCUGACUCCGAGUCCUCCGUGCCCAUGGACACUAUGAGCUUGGCCUCGUCCUGUUCCUCAGACAGCGGCGAGGAGGAUCCGGCGCCUCGACCUGACGGAUUUCAUCUCGCACAGUCGGGGGGCGCCCUUUCCCUGGGCCUCUCAGAACGACUGAGCAACAGCAACACGACAAACAUCCACAGCUCUCCCUGUGAAAGUCGGCAGCAAAUCACUAUCCGGUACCACAGCAGCGCUCAGCCUGAUAACGCCUCGUACUGCCACUACAGCAGACCCAAUCUGAACGAGCUCGCUGGAAUACCAGCCAACCGACGGCACCUGGUGUGUCCCAUGAACAUUUCACCCGUAGUGGACCCGUCCAAGUCCAGCCACGAGAUAUGGGAGGAGUUCUCUAUGAGCUUCACGCCUGCCGUGCGAGAGGUGGUGGAGUUUGCCAGGCAGAUUCCCGGCUUUUGCGAGCUCUCGCAGCACGACCAGGUCAGCCUGCUCAAGGCUGGAACGUUCGAGGUGCUGAUGGUGCGCUUCUCCUCGCUGUUCGACGUGAAGCAGCGCACAGUGAGCUUCCUGAGUGGGCGGAGCUACAGCGUGGAGGCUCUGCGCUCCAUGGGCGCCGGAGAACUGCUCUCGUCCAUGUUCGACUUCAGCGAGAAGCUCGUGGCGCUGCAGCUCAGCCCCGAGGAGACGAGUCUCUUCACUGCACUCGUGCUCGUGUCUGCCGACCGCACCGGGAUAGAGGACGUCAGCUUGGUGGAGGCUCUGCAGGAGAACCUGAUCAGAGCUUUAAGGAACCUGAUCACGAAGAACCACUCGAACGAGGCGGCCGUCUUCACCAAGCUGCUGCUGAAGCUGCCGGAGCUUCGUUCCCUCAAUAACAUGCACUCAGAGGAGCUGCUCUCCUUCAAGGUCCACCCUUAAAAAUGGGACGGACGUGCUGUCCUCUCUCGGACCAAACCGGGCUGUACAUUUCCCUCCUGAAUGUAUUUAACACAAAAGAUUUAUUAUUAUUAUUAUUAUUAUUAUUAUUAUUACUACUACUACUACUAUGUCAAAAGUUUUUAGGAACUGUGGAAGUCCAGAGAAGUGGUGUAUUUUUUUUUUCUCUUCUGUCUCGGUCUCACACUCGCACAGCAAAGUAUAAGAUAAAUGGGUUGCCAGAUUGGGUGAUUUUUUUUUUUUUUUUUUAAUUCAGUCACAGUUUAAACCCUUUACAAAUAAACCUCCAGCUUCAUGCACUUAAAUGUAAUAUUAGCUAGGAUAAAUUCUUGGUUUUUUCCCCCACAGCUAGGAUGAAAUUAGAUGAGGAAGGGUUAGGGUUAGUCUUUAGACCCUAAUGUUUGGCCAGCUUGGUCAGAAGAUGUUGAUUCAUGUUCUCUAACUGCAGGUCUGACGGUAGUUCUGGCUGUAAAUGAAAUAGAAGGUUUAUAUAUUAACGCGAUUGUUCUGAUAUGUUAUCGUUUCUACAGUACACUAUCGGUCAAAAGUUUGUGGACAAAAUGUUUCUCACAAUCUUAAAAACCUUUUGAUCUGAAGGUGUGGGAUUAAAUGUGUGAAAUCGGUGUCGUAGACAAAAAUAUAAUCGUGCCGACGUAUCCGCUUCUUUCAUUAGAAAACGAACAUUUCAAUGACAAAAAAAUGUUUUUAAGACGGACGACUCGGAGCAAAAUAUUCGGAAAAGCAGCCGAUAAGAGUCUGGCGUCGGUGGGAACUCCUUUAAUACUGUUUAAAAAUCAUCUCAGGGAAAUUCCUCAAGAAAUCGGUCGAGAAAAUGCCAAGAAUACAUUUCUGGAAAUUCUCGGCAAAAAGGGCGUCUACUUUGAAGAUGCUAAAAUAUUCAAUUAUUUUGAUUUGUUUUGGAUUUUUUUAUCACAACAUAAUUCCCAUAGGUCCAUUUGUGUUAUUCCAGAGUUUUGAUGACUUUAUUAUUAUUAUAAAAUGUGGAGGGGGGGGGUUAAUUUUUAGAAUGUGCGUGUCUAAACUUUUGACCAGUAGUGUACGUCUGAUGAGAGGCUGGUGAGGAAAUGACCGUUCAUAGCUGUACCGUAACUUGAAGAGGAGUAAAACACUUCAGGACAUACCGGUAUAGGGAAAUAAUCAGCUUCAGGGUGGGAACAGUAAUCCGUUGUUGAUUAUGUUGCUGAGUGUUUUAUUCCUUACACCAAGGACAGAACAGAAAAAAAAAACAAUAUUGCAUCACA
Messenger RNA from Ictalurus furcatus (blue catfish), 3250 nucleotides. It is a transcript of the gene nr1d2a, whose product is annotated as nuclear receptor subfamily 1, group D, member 2a. The transcript is spliced from 9 exons. Bases 405 to 1970 code for a protein of 521 amino acids. The record is from RefSeq and is a predicted model, not a curated record. Gene Ontology annotation, molecular function: nuclear receptor activity; RNA polymerase II cis-regulatory region sequence-specific DNA binding; zinc ion binding. Lineage: Eukaryota; Metazoa; Chordata; Actinopteri; Siluriformes; Ictaluridae. Gene Ontology annotation, biological process: cell differentiation; positive regulation of transcription by RNA polymerase II; negative regulation of transcription by RNA polymerase II.